GUCAUCUUCAAUCAGAAUUCUGAAUCAGAAUAUCUGAAAGGAUUUAAAAAAAAAAGAACAAUUUUUCUGCUUGUACAGAUAGCACUUUUAAAAAAGGAUCUCGAAUUUUGAUUUAAGAAAACACCGGAUAUUGUUUCAAGAAAACUUAUUAUCCAAAAUUUAUUUACUAUUUUAUGAUAUAUCUAUGGAUGUGAACGUAUUCCAUUAAUAAAUGUGCAUGUAUCAGACCUUGAUAACUAAAUAACUAUAUAUAUACGUUUCUAUAUGUAUAAAUAUUUGAUCUUGUGAACUAUUGAAUUAAUUUCGGAAGAUGGGUAGUAUAUUGGAGGCAACAAUAAUCCAUCAUGUCUGCAUAGUGCUGAUUUUGCUAUGGUUACUCGAUUCAUUCAAGUGUUGCCACCCAGUUGCCUACUUUCUUUCCCUCAUCUAUCUCUAUCUGGUCCAUGAUUUGUAUGAGACGAGAUUGAGAAGGAAACUGCAGUUUGAGGAGAGAAGACAAUCCAAUCAAAGACGGGUACUUUCGCAUUCGGAAACUGUGAGGUGGUUGAACCAUGCUAUUGAAAAGAUCUGGCUUGUCUGCAUGGAAGAAAUAGUUUCUCAAAAAAUUCUUCUCCCAAUUGUUCCAUGGUUCUUGCAAAAAUAUAAACCUUGGACUGUGAAGGAUGCUGCGGUUCAGCAUUUGUACCUGGGAAGAUCCCCGCCUAUAUUCACUGAAAUGAGGGUGCUUCCAGAAUCCAAUGGUGAUGAUCACUUGGUAUUGGAAUUGGGAAUGAAUUUUUGUACUGCAGAUGAUAUGAGUGCAAUUAUUGUAGUGAAAUUGAGGAAAAGAUUGGGAUUAGGAAUGCGUGCAAAGUUGCAUUUGUUAGGCAUGCAUGUUGAAGGAAAGGUCUUGAUUGGGGUGAAGUUCCUUCCCUACUGGCCCUUUCUUGGGCGUUUGCGGGUAUGCUUUGCCGAACCACCAUAUUUUCAGAUGACUGUGAAGCCUAUAUUCCCUCACGGCCUUGAUGUUACAGAACUUCCUGGUAUAGCUGCAUGGAUAGAUAAUAUUCUGGCCCUUGCCUUCGAGCAAACUCUGGUGCAGCCCAAUAUGCUGGUUGUUGAUGUUGAGAAAUUUGCUUCACCUGAACAAGGAAAUUGGUUCUCAAUUGAUGCCAAGGAUCCUAUUGCCUAUGCCAUAGUGGAAAUUCUUGAAGGAGCUAACAUGAAGCCAUCAGACUUAAAUGGGUUGGCUGAUCCAUAUGUGAAGGGACAGCUUGGCCCUUACAGAUUUCGGACUAAGACUCAAAAGAAAAAUUUAUCUCCAAAAUGGUAUGAGGAAUUCAAGAUCCCUAUCUGUACAUGGGAAUCGCCAAAUGUGCUCAUAAUUGAAGUUCGUGACAAGGACCGUUUAUUUGACGACCUAUUGGGAAAUUGUUCUGUAAACAUCAAUGAUCUUAAAGACGGCCAGAGGCGUGACGUGUGGUUGUCCCUUGAGAACAUAAAAAUGGGAAGAUUGCAUCUUGCAGUAACUAUGUCUGAAGGUGAUACUAAGGUAUCUUUUGUUCAUAUAUGUUUAUGGUCAAUGAAUGCAAUGCAGAAUGCUUAGAUGCCUAACACUUUCUUUGAAGGUCACACCCUAUUUAUCUUGAUUUUGAAGCCCUAAAUACUGGCAAUUAUUUGUUUGUCUGGAGUUGAAAGCAUA
Messenger RNA from Olea europaea var. sylvestris, 1681 nucleotides. Its product is annotated as C2 domain-containing protein At1g53590-like. The record is from RefSeq and is a predicted model, not a curated record. Gene Ontology annotation, molecular function: lipid binding. The transcript has 11 exons. The coding region runs from base 311 to 1585 and encodes 424 amino acids. Lineage: Eukaryota; Viridiplantae; Streptophyta; Magnoliopsida; Lamiales; Oleaceae.